This is a messenger RNA of Anopheles aquasalis, 593 nucleotides long. RefSeq lists its product as uncharacterized. NCBI's taxonomy places the organism in Eukaryota, Metazoa, Arthropoda, Insecta, Diptera, Culicidae. The record is from RefSeq and is a predicted model, not a curated record.
CUCUCUGCACUGAAACGAUCGAUUCCAUUCCAUUGACCUCCAGUUGUGCCUUCUAUCCACUGCUACUCGUCGUGCCACCCUCGGGAUGGGUUCUAUCGAAGCAAAACUGUGGUGAAAUGAUCGAUCUGGAGCCGUUCGCAGUACCUCCGGUCCUGUACUUCGAUCUUGCUGAGGAGGAUCGACUCUAUACGCUGCUGUUCCUGGAAUUUGGACACCACGGACGCCACUAUCUACGGUGGCACGUCGCGAACCUAUCGGGCGCACUGCUACUUCAAGGCAUGACGUACAUGGAUGGUGAUACGGCGCUGGAUUAUUUACCUCCCGUUCCGCGAUCAUCCUCCACCGAUGUCGAUGAUGCCGCCGACGAUGACGCUGAUGACGAUGAUGUUGAUGGGCAGCCGGCACGCUACGGGUUCUAUCUCUACGAACAGGUUUACGGCACGAUCUAUCUACCAACUCCAGCGGGGAGCAGCGACGAUCGUUUCGAUCUAGACGCCUGGAUCGGUGCGAUCUAUCGCGAGGGUGCCCUGUGCGGUCCAGUUGCAUCGAUCGGCUUCGGUGCUUACGCUAGCCAACCGGUGACCGCCUCCUAA